GUGAAUAAAAUCUAACUCUAACAAUAUCCUGCCUUAAACUCCAUCAUGGAGAUGUUUGAUCGGUCACGACGUCCCUUUCCGAGUUUAGUGUAUUUUUAAAAGUAUUUCUGGAAGUAGAAAAAAAAAUAGGCUGCCAGAGAGAAGUAAUUGCCUUAUUUUGACACUAUGGACAGUAAUUUGACGAAAAUGAGCAGAGGCUGUUGGAAGUUCGAUGAGGAGGAUCGAGCAUUGUACAUAGACAUUGAAGAGGAAGAUACUGAAGAAGAUAAAAAAAAUAAAGUAUACAGCUUUUGGGAUCAAACGCCUGAUUUACUUCUAGAAGAAAUUUUUUCUUACUUAACUAUCCGUGAAAGGUAUUACGCAUCUUUGGUAUGUAGGUCAUGGUAUCGUGCGUUUAAAUUACCAAGGAUAUGGUCUACCUUUACAUUGGGAGAUAAUACUCUUACUAGAGGCAAAUUUAAUUAUCACAGUGGUUGGCAAUAUGUCUUAGACCACAUGAGAACUUCUACGUGUUUGAAUAAAAUUGGCAGAAAUAUUAGAUCUUUGGUUUUAGAACCUAUGUUAAAUUUCUACAAUCUUUAUGAAUUCAUGAACAUGAUAUCUUGGUAUACCGAGAGACAAGGAUCAGAUAAUACAUCAGUGGCGGGUGUUGGUACCCACAUUCACCGGCUUAAGUUUACCUUUCCAUGUAAUAUGGCAAAUACAGAUGACCCUGAUAGUAUCAGGGUUUUUGGUACUGGUGGAAAAUUGUUAGAAGCAUUAAAAAGGUUGAUGGGUAAUUUACGUAAUUUAAAAUCUUUAGAAUUGAUAGACCUCAUGUUAGAUAACAAAGAAGCUUUACAUUUAAUGGAUGAUAUUUGUGCCAAUUGUACGCAAACAUUGACAAAAUUGGUCCUAAUUAAUACUACAAGAUAUUAUUGCCCUCUUCUACAUGUAGGAGUAUUUAUUAAUUUAAAUGUAUUAGUUAUUGGUCCUCAGAAUCUUCAUGAAGAUGUGAUAGAUUUAAUUGGUUAUACUAAAUUAAAACAUCUUCAUAUCUUUCAAAAUCGCUAUAGUCAAAAAGAUGUCACAGUGAGAUUGCCUUCAAGAAAAUCGUGGAUAAAAAUGAGAAAAAAUAAUCCACACAUUAAAGUUCAUUUUGAAGUGGAAAGUCACAAACCUACAGAUAUACUUUUGCCUAUUGAUUUGGUAGAACAUGGGAAUAUUCCGUGUCACAGUAUUGUUUUAGAUAUUCCGAAUACAAAGAUUUCGCCUUCAACUAUUCUUAAUCAUGGAGCAUUUUUCGAAUCGACAAUAAGAGUAUAUGCGUUCAAAGGUCUAACCAGAUAUUUCGCGCCUAGAAAUUUUUCACAAAGACUGGACGAAGCAAUAGUACAAUUUUGCAAAAUGUGUCCGAAUCUUCAUACACUGAUGAUACGAGAUAAAAUUUCAACUGCCACGAUAUUAGAAAUCGUGUCUACGGCAAAAAACUUGCGUUGCUUAUAUGUCCGGAGAUAUUCGGUUCUAAAGAAAUGUGAUGGGGAUUGGUCAAAAAUUAUGAAUUGGUCACCAGCACAUUAUCAAUGGAUUAAAAAGAAUAGUUGUAGCUAUGCAAGUACAGAAAGGGAAGUAUCUAAAAUAUUGAACUACAGGUGGCACAUGCAAACUGAAAGAGAAUUUAGAGAUCAAAUGGUGAAAUUACAUUUAUGACGUUUUUAUUGAGAAAAGAGAAAAAUUCUUAAAAAAAAUAUUUUAUAUCAAACAGAUUGUGUAAUUACGCAAUAAUUAUACAUUUAUAAAAUGUGUGUAAAAAAUUGCUUGUAUAGUUUAUGUAUCUACACUUUCUGACAUUUACUGUGAUGUAGGUAAAACUACUUAUUAUUUAAAUGAUUGUUAUAUACAAAAGGGAUUGUUAUAUACAAAAAUCUACGAUCGUCAAAUAUGCAAUGUAAUAAAACAACACUAAUUACAA
Frieseomelitta varia is the source of this 1951-nucleotide messenger RNA. RefSeq lists its product as uncharacterized. The transcript is spliced from 6 exons. The record is from RefSeq and is a predicted model, not a curated record. Lineage: Eukaryota; Metazoa; Arthropoda; Insecta; Hymenoptera; Apidae. The coding region runs from base 166 to 1689 and encodes 507 amino acids. Gene Ontology annotation, molecular function: protein binding.